CCGAACUCAUCAUGUCUGGAAGAGGUAAAGGAGGAAAAGGACUCGGGAAAGGAGGCGCUAAGCGUCACCGCAAAGUGUUGCGUGAUAACAUCCAGGGAAUCACCAAACCCGCCAUCCGUCGUCUCGCUCGCCGCGGUGGUGUCAAGCGUAUCUCCGGUCUGAUCUACGAGGAGACUCGCGGCGUGUUGAAGGUGUUUCUGGAGAACGUGAUCCGUGAUGCCGUCACCUACACCGAGCACGCCAAGAGAAAGACCGUCACUGCCAUGGACGUUGUGUACGCGCUGAAACGACAGGGACGAACUCUGUACGGCUUCGGAGGAUAAACGUCUUCAUUCUCAUCAGACAAACCCAACGGCUCUUUUAAGAGCCACACACACUCUCACACGAAGAGACAAUGUCUUGGUGGUAUAGUUUUGUUUAUAUACACACAUUAAACAUCAAUAUUAUUCAUGCUAUACAGAAAGUGUUUUCUGAAUUUAUUGUAGCUCAUGAACCAUGAUUAAAUUGUCUCCUUAUGUACAAUUAUUUACCAAAUUGAAUAUGUUUUUUGAUAUUUUACAAACAUGUAUAGAAUUAUAGAUCACGCUUGGGCUGUUCGAUUCCCGAAAUGUCUUGGUUUUGUUUAUAUUUACACGAUUAACACAUAAAAAGUUAUCCAUAAAGUGUUUAUGUAAGCGCGUACUCGUUUUCUGAAUGUAUCAUUUGUAUAAAAUGUAUUUAUGUAAAUAGAUAUUAUACAAAUAUUUUAGCAAUAUUUUGUAUUAAAAGCAAAAACAGGCAUGUUACGUUUGUCACGACUUAACCACGACGAAAGAUUCGUAAUGUGAUUACGUUACCGUUACGUAAUGGGCACGUAAUUUGGCUGGCUGGGAUUACUGUUUACUCUCACACAUUUGGCAUGUUACUUGAUUAUUAGUUUAUUCAAAGUAAAAUACCAGCAGACUAUCCAGGUCUGGAAAACAGAGGCCUUGUGAGAUUUGGCGGGUAGUCCGAUUG
Xyrauchen texanus (razorback sucker) is the source of this 996-nucleotide messenger RNA. RefSeq names its product histone H4. Gene Ontology annotation, molecular function: DNA binding; structural constituent of chromatin; protein heterodimerization activity. Gene Ontology annotation, cellular component: nucleosome. The transcript has a single exon. The coding region runs from base 12 to 323 and encodes 103 amino acids. The record is from RefSeq and is a predicted model, not a curated record. Lineage: Eukaryota; Metazoa; Chordata; Actinopteri; Cypriniformes; Catostomidae. Gene Ontology annotation, biological process: nucleosome assembly.